Anisakis simplex (herring worm) is the source of this 918-nucleotide messenger RNA. NCBI's taxonomy places the organism in Eukaryota, Metazoa, Nematoda, Chromadorea, Rhabditida, Anisakidae. The record is from the annotation of a GenBank genome assembly.
AUGAUGACCAACGAUUCGUUAAUCAGUAAUAUCACUGAGACCAUCUCGUCGCACUUGCCCAAGACAAAUUACUUAUCCGGCAUUGAUAAAUUUUUGAAAGCUCUUCAGGAGUCUUCAUCGGAAUUCGUUGAUGUGGUUGAUCAUUCGGCACAUGCUCAGCAUUUACAACAUAUUCACAAUGAUCAUGCAAUGAUGGAUCAUAGUGCACAUCAGAUGAUGGAUCAUAGUGCACAUCAGAUGAUGGAUCAUAGCGGACAUCAGAUGAUGGAUCAUAGUGGACAUCAGAUGAUGGAUCAUAGUGGACAUAUGAUGAAAAUGUGGUUCCAUGGUGGAUACGAUGAAGUGAUUUUAUUCGACUUCUGGCGAAUCAAUUCAUUGUCAGGAUUGAUAUUAUCUUGUUUAUUGAUAUUUGCGAUGGCAUCUUUAUAUGAGGGUAUAAAAUGGUUCCGAGUGUAUCUGCAAUUAUCAUUCAAUUCUUCGCCGUCGAGCUGUCCAGGUACUUGUGAUGCACAGAGCAGUCUUCUGAAUGACUCAAAUCCCAACUCUCCAGAUGCAUAUGUCGCACCGAAUACUUCUCAACACACGCCCAAUAGCCCUUCUCGAACAAACGAGAAAGUACGAGCAGCCUCACCUUUCGAUCCGAUGCGACUGGCUCAGACAUCUUUGCUGUUCAUUUGUGGCGGUUAUGUAACAGUUGCUGAAUUGUUAAAGUUGAAAACUAAUCUUCAGGCACUUUUGUAUGCGAUCCAGCUAACUUUAGCAUAUUGGUUGAUGUUGAUCGCUAUGACCUAUAAUUCAUGGCUUACUGCGGCUGUGGUGCUUGGUGCAGCUUUCGGACAUUGGUUAUUCGCCAUAUUGAAAUGUUUGAAUCCUCGUGCUGACCAGAUGGAUACGUUUGCAACUGAUGCAUGUCAUUGA